Molecule: messenger RNA, 7531 nt
Organism: Gopherus evgoodei (Goodes thornscrub tortoise)
Lineage: Eukaryota; Metazoa; Chordata; Testudines; Testudinidae
Gene: AFF1
Product: AF4/FMR2 family member 1
Exons: 21
Coding region: 275-3919 (1214 amino acids)
Biological process (GO): regulation of gene expression
Cellular component (GO): super elongation complex; nucleus
Source: RefSeq, a predicted model, not a curated record
UCCCUCUAGAUUUGGAAUGCAUGAAGCCAAAGGAGGCCCUGACUGCCCGGAUGUCUAUCAAAAUUAGUGUAAUCCAGUACUGAACUAGAGAGACUUCGCUCAGGAACCUGUGUCUUUGGGAGUAGGGAGUUCACUAACAUUUUGAAGUGGGUAAAUUUACAGAAACCAGGAAACGUAUCAGCAAAUGGCAAAUACAUUUUUGAUGGGGGGAUAGGGAGGGCAGUUGGGGGAAGGGGCUCAUGGACAGAAGACAUUUGCCAUUAUAAACUUCACUAUGGCUGCCCAAUCAAGCUUGUACAAUGAGGAUAGAAAUUUGCUCCGGAUCAGAGAGAGAGAGAGACGGAAUCAGGAAGCUCUUCAGGAGAGAGACACAUACCCGGAAAAUGCCCCCCUCUUUGCAGAACCUUACAAGACUAACAAAGAAGAUGAAUUGUCCAGUCGAAUUCAGAACAUGCUGGGUAAUUAUGAAGAGGUGAAGGAGCUAAUCAGUGCCAAGUCCCAUCAGAAUCUGAUAGGGAUACCUAAGAACAUUGUUCCUCUGAUCCACCAGGGAAAGCCUGAUCGCCCGUUCUUUCCUGAAAAGACCAGUAGUACAUUACCAACCUCAUUCCAGCACAGCACCCGCCAUCUGGCCAUGGGACCCCCCAGCUUGGCUCUCCCGUCUGCUAGUAACUCCAUUCGCUACCCAAAGACACAAGCAAGAAUGGAACCAGCUGCAAGUUUGCACACCAAAAGCCACAGCUUGUCCAGCGGUCAGAGCCAAGGUCCAGAACAGAGACGCAGUGGUCAGGAAAGCCAUCAUGGUGGUCGCCACAAGAAAAAUGAUAGAUGUGUUGGUGAAAAUGGUGCUGCUGAACUGCAAGCCACCCUCUCAGAGCUUUCUCCCUUACUGUCCUCUUUGUCUUCUCCAGUGGCGCCCUUGUCACCUCUACAUUCCAGUCAGCAUAUCCAUUCCAGGUCACAGAACAAUAACCAAAGUCACGGGCAGACUUACAAUCCAAUGAAAUCGCCUCAGGACUUUGUGGCAGGAUUGCAUGAUAACGAAACCCGGGACAGUUCAGCCAUUAAUCUGGCCCAACCAUCUUCUCAGACAUUUCCUCCAGCCUUGCCGCCAAAAAACAGUGCAAUGCAGCAGAAACCUACUGCAUACGUUAGACCAAUGGAUGGCCAAGAUCAGGCGCCAAAUGAGUCACCGGAGCUCAAGCCACUUCCGGAGGAAUACCCUGGACAAACCUUUGGGAAAAUAGCAGAUCUAAAAGCAAAUGCCAAGGCCAAACUAUCCAAAUUGAAAAUACCUUCUGAGCCCACUGAGCAAACCUUCCCCAAUGAAGUCCAUUGCGUUGAAGAAAUUUUGAAGGAAAUGACCCACUCAUGGCCACCUCCCUUGACAGCUAUCCAUACGCCUAGCACAGCUGAGCCUUCAAAAUUUCCUUUUCCAAUAAAGGAAUCCCAGCUUGUUGGAUCUGUAAUACAGAAUCAGAAGCAGUAUGAUGCACCUUCAAAAACAUUGCCUAAUUCACAGCAAGGAACAUCAAUGCUACAAGAUGACCUCCAGCUCAGCGAUAGUGAAGACAGCGAUGAUGAUCGGGUCUCUGAAAAGCCACCUCCCUCAUCUGCUCCUCCAAGUGCCUCACAGUCACAGCCUGAGAGUGUGGCAUCAGCACAUUCCAGCAGUGCAGAGUCAGGGAGCACCAGUGACUCAGACAGCUCUUCAGAUUCGGAGAGUGAGAGCAGUUCAAGUGACAGCGAAGCAAAUGAGCCACCGAGAACUUCUGCGUCUGAGCCUGACCCACCAACAUCAAAUAAAUGGCAGCUGGACAACUGGCUAACCAAGGUGAACCAACCAGCAGCACCAAAUGAGAAUCUCAGUGAGGUUGUCCAUAGACAGGAUCAUCAGGAGAGCAAGGGGCAAGGGAAAAGCAGCAGCAGCAGCUCUCAUGAACGUUCUGAAUCAAAUGAGUUGCACUCCAAAAACUCAAGCAAAAUAGCCAGGCCUCCCCAGGCGGUACAUCUUCCCAGCAAACGGACCUGCCAGAAGUCUCCCACGCGCACUGAGGAGCCCUCUCAGAGGCCCACAGUUGGUACCAAGAAGCCCAGCAAGGUCCCACUACAAGAGGCUCACAGGGGAAGUCUGAAAGUGGAAAGUGAGCCUGGUCCAUAUGGGGUUAAGGACCAGUCUUCCAGAGACAAGCCAAAAGUAAAAACGAAAGGGAGGCCAAAAUCCAGAGAUAAAAAAGAAUUGAAACCGCCAGUGCAAGAGCCCUUGGAAAAGAAAAAGCACAAGAGCUCACACCAAGCCAUUGCUAAAGCAUUUUUGGACCCUAAGCCUGUGAAAGACAUUGUGGCUGGCAGUGCCCCAGAACAUUUCCCCCUCAGCCCAGUAGCUCAAAGCCAGAAGCCUGCCACCCCCACCAGGACUAGUGGCAAAAAGCCUGCCAUUGUGGUCAGAGAGGACUUCCAUAGAGACAAACUUCUCUUGCCUAUCAGGGAUAAGACAUUAUUAUCGCCCCUGAGGGAUUUCCCAGUCCCUCAUGCUCUUGUGGUUAAAAUUGAGCUGUGUCUCCUUUCAAGAAUUCCACAGCCAUCUGGGAAAGGGAGUCGCCAGAAGAAACUUGAGGGUAAAGAGCUCUUGAGUGCGAGGAAGCAGGAUUUGGAAAAGAAAAGCACAGAAACUCCUAACAAGUCUCUCAAAAAGAGAAAGGGAGAAGUGGAGAAAGAGCCUGAUAAGAAGAAAAUCAAGUUGGAGAAAGAAACCAAAUCAUUGUUGUCUUCAAGUCACAAAGACUCCAGUAAAAUGAAAGUAUCCAGAUUUCCAUCCGAGACACUGAAGAAAGAGCUCCUGCAACCACCACCGUUGCCACCAAUGUCUGCUGCGCAAUCUGCCCAGAAGCCAGCCAAGAUGGCACAAAAGAGACACAAGGGCGAGAGCAGCACCUGCAGCCAGCUGCCUGACACCAAUAACCGAACUGCCAAGAGCAAGAGCAACCACAAGGAUUCUUCAUCCUCCAAGCACAGGAAAGUGGAGGGGAAGCAUUCUGAACAUUCUAAAAGCAGCAAAGUAGGUGGACCUUCAGGAGAUGUCAAAAACCCGUUCCCGGUGCCGCCUUUGCCAAAUGGUACCUCCAAGCCAAGGAGACCUCAAAUCAAGUUUGAAAAACAACAUCCGAUGGAGUAUCACAUAGAGGAGGCCAAAAGACUGAAGCACAAAGCUGACACAAUGACAGACAAGGUUGCAAAGGCAUUUCAGUACUUGGAGGCUGCCCUUUCCUUCAUCGAGUAUGGAAUUGCUGUGGAAUCUGAUGCACUGACACCAAAAUCAGCAUACACCAUAUUCACAGACACCAUAGAUCUCCUUAAAUUUAUAAUGACAUUAAAAUCCUUUUCAGAUACCUCGGCAUCUGCACAUGAAAAAAUCUUUGCUGUUUUGUGCAUGCGCUGCCAAUCCAUUCUGCACAUGGCAAUGUUUCGUUACAAAAAAGACACUGCAGUAAAGUAUUCCCGAACUCUCAAUGAACACUUCAAGAAUUCUUCCAGAGUCACGCAAGCACCUUCUCCGUGUGUUGCAAGAAGCACAGGCACACCUUCUCCUCUUUCCCCGAUGCCCUCUCCUGCCAGCUCUGUGAGUUCCCAGCCAGGAUCAAACGCUAGCAACUGUGGCAGUGGAGGCAUUGGUUCUUCAAUCAACACCCUACAUAAUAUCCCAAGCAUAACCUUUUCCUAUGUCAACAUCACUUCCUAUAUCCUCUAUGCCUAUGAUAUUUGGGAGCAAGCUGAUGCAUUGGCCAGGAAGAAUAAGGAAUUCUUUGCCGAACUCAGCACAGCAGUGUGCCCUCUGGCACUGAACAGUCGUAUGACUGAACUGGUACACUACACUAGGCAAGGUUUACAGUGGCUGAGACUGGAAACAAAUACACCUUAACUGGUGCUCAGGGUGGUCAAUGCCUUGAACUUUUUUGCACUUUGGAAGCCUCAGAAACAGUCUGUCUGGCUGAAUUGUUGGAUAAAAGCGCCUGGAAGGGAAAACAAAGCAAGAUGGAAGGGAUCUAACUACACUGGAGAACUUUUGAACUGUGUUUCUAGGGUGGCACUUGGCCACCUUGAAGAGAUGAAGGGAGGCCUCAGAGUUGAUGAUGCCUGUCUUUAAAAGGACAAAGUGCAAUGUACUGUCUGAAAGGUUCAAUGUGUUGGUGGUCUGUAAACAUUUCUAUAAAUGAAUAACCAGCAAGACAAAAAUCACACGUGAAGAAGUGCCGACAAGAAGGAAGUCCACCUCCAAAAGUUAUUAUGCAACAUCUCAAAAGCCACAGCAGUCACAUGUCUAUCAGAAAGUUCAGAGAAGUGUUUUUGCAAACCACAGCUGCAAUCAAUGAUGUAUGUUGUUCUUCCUCGGAGUUGGGAGGUCAGGGGGAGGACAAGACCUGAACGGAACCAAACAGCAUUAUGUUAAACUAGAAGCAGAAAAGCAAUCUGCCUUGCCCACUUCCUAACCAUACCCUACUGCAUUUAUAAAUCAGCUGUUGUACUGAUACUCUUGAAACUGAUUGCAACCACUGCCUUCAGCACUGCAAGUUCACUUAGUAGAUCACCAUUGCUUUGAUUUUUUUCUCCUUCACACACACACACACACACACACACACACACACACACACACACACACACACACACACACACACACACACACACACACACAAAAUGCAAACCAUUAACUCUCAAACUGUUUCAGUUGUGGUACUUAGUUUGGGCCUCGUACGUCAAACACAGUUGGGGUUGGGAAGUUAAGGAGCACGUAAGGAUUGUGCUGUUUUCCUCUGAAAGGAAGGCAGGGAGUUGUCACUAUGCAUCCUCUCAGAUUGUUGCUGAUUAGGUAUGAAGGGGAGGGAAGGUAAGGGACAGUCAGAAUGGUUCAUUGUGGUUGUGCAAACAUUAUGCUGAGUUGCAGAUCUUUAAAUCAGGAGGAAUUGCUUCUGCAUAAGGUGGUACCUGCUUUCACUAUACCUGGAAAUAAAGGGUCAGUUUUUUGCCCUUGGAUAUUCACACAAUCACAUUGAUUUUUUCAGUGGAUAUCUGAGAGCAGGCUUGGCACUGAAAUCUUGUAACCCUCAUAUGGGAGAUACUCCCAUUUCAUAGCAAAGCUAUAAGUUUUGCCCAGAAACUCAAAAUCUAUCUUCAGAGGAACACAAAUGAGAAUAUUCAGCUAUUCUUGUUAGAUUUGCAAGCAGCUCUUCUUUACCAUAAGUUGUGUUUUUAAAGAUAUGAUUAUGCAGAUGACAGUAACACUGAAGAAUACAUUCACAAUAUUUUUAUAUCCAGUUAGAUGGCAAAGAAUUCCUAUUGUGUAAAGCUUUCUGCCAUCCUCAUAUCUAAUAGUGUGCCUUAGCUCUCCAGUCCUCUCAACCAGCACUCGACUUAUGCUAGAUUGCUGGGAAUGCUGAUGCCCAAAUGAAUUGUGCAUAUCAAUUUUACAGAAAGGAAAACCUUUGCAAUGAAUUGGCCCCUUUUCCCCAUUGUAAAAGGAAGCAUUUGCACAUACCGUGUAUCCAUAUAGAAACAGAUCUAUACAUGUGCUGUAAUGAAGCAAUACUCCUUCUCCGAGGUGCCUGCUGAGGGUUUUAGGUUUCAAUAAAAUAUAAGCAAGAGGUCUGAAUUUCCAAAAGCUGUUCCUUUUAAAGCCGUGUCCCUGACCCAUGUAAGACUGGGACAGUCCCUUGCAACAUGAGGCCCAAGAAAGCUCCCAUGUAGAUAGCGGAAGGGAAGCAUGCGUCUUUGGAGAGCCUUCUGAGAAAACGAGUCCCCACCUCUUGCAUUAACAGAGAAAUAAGCACAAGAACAUUCCAUUCUCUCUUUUCCUCUGGCUGCACGGAACCUUCAGAACCCUCCUCAUGUCUUACCACUUUGUUAAAGCCGUAGUUCAUUUCAGGGAUAAGCCAUCGUAACCAUUGGAAGCAAGUUCCAUGUUUCUCUCCCAGUUUAUAUAUAAUAAUAUAUAUACACAUGCAUAUUCCUUUUGGAAGGAACAACUGAUUCAAAUAAACACACGCAGUCCAGAGGUUUAUUAAUGUUAAUUUUGUUCUCAGGAAGCAUGGGAAGGGCAUAGAAAAGUAAGGCCCUUCUGCACACUUCGGAGCCUGCGAUCUGAUACAAGUAUAACUAACAAGCUGGAGUUCCAGACUGAUUGAUUGAAAUCCUCUUCUUAUUUUUGUCUUGCAGUGCAGCUUGCCUUAAUGUCACAUGUGAGGAGGAGGGGAAAGAAAGGGUUAUUACCACCACCUGACUUAGGAAUCAGUAUGGGACUCUGCAGGAGCCAGAGGAGACUCUUAGGGAUAGAUUUAAGGAUAAAUGAAGACCCAGAUUCAGUGCGACUCCCAUACAUACAUCUCUCCUGCAGCCCCCUCUCCACCCUUCAGAUAGCCACUUCCAUCCCAACACAGACAGACUCUCCCUCCUGAACAAGAUGGCCUAGCCCAACUGGAAGCAGGACUUCGGUUGUGAAUUGUGCUGAGGCCUGCUAUUUUGCUUCUGACUUACUGCUCCACCUGAAUGCCCUCUGAUCAUCGACCCCAGAUUCCAAGGGACCUGCCUAAGCCCACCUGUGAACACUUUAUUAAUUGGAUAGUGCUAUUCCUACAAGAAAGCUAGCUAAAGGGGUGGAAGGGCAAAGGCCUUGUCAAGAGGAGAUCCACUUAAUGCAGAGGUGCUGCUGCCUUACAGGAUUAUUUACGAACUAUUUAAAACGAAUGUCGAACCAAGCCCUCUUGUGAUAUAUGGGGCCCAACCCUGCUCCCAAUGAAUCUGGCAGCAAACCUCCCAUUUACUUCAGUGGGAGCAAGAUUAUGCCCAUAGUCAGUACAGGCCCCAUAAGUGGAGAGUAAUCAGUAGGAGCAAACUACAAAUCAGAAAGCUAUAUUCUAUUAUUUCCCUUUGUAGGGACUCCAUAAUAUUAGUAAUUGGGAAGAAAUGCUACCCAUCUUCAGCCUAGAGCCAGGUUCGAGGCCCAUUUAAGUAAAGGGAAAGAUAGACAUUGACUUCAGUGGGCCCUGGGCCAGGCCCUUAGGGAGGAGCAAGAAAAAAAUGAAAUAGUAUUUGCCAUUGCAAAAAAAGAAAAGGUGGAGAUAAGAGCGAGUCCUGUGAGGCGUGAAGGGGGCAGCAGUCGCAAGGCAGCAGCCUUCCCAUGCAAUAUUUAUUUAGAAGUAAUUAAUGUAUUUAAAUUGUCAAAUAUUCUAUAUCUAAGCUGCCAUUAUUUAAUAGUUCAAAAGCCCCAUUCACACUGGAGACAUGGAGCUCUUCUGUAACGGAGUCAGAGUUUGACUGCAAUAUUGUUUAAAAAGGCAAAGUCCUUUUUUGCUUUUGUUUGUUCUUGUCCCCAUCCCUCCCCCAGCCCCUCCUUUGUUCCAGGUAUAAAUCUGUACAUAAAAAUUUAUUUUGGGGUGUGUCUCCAUCAUGUAAAUAACCUUUUCUGCCCUGUGUGUGAUGGAAUUUCCAAACUGACUGAUUGAUUCAUGUGGGGAAAUAAAAUAAAUAUUAAAUGAAGUAA